Oncorhynchus masou masou (cherry salmon) is the source of this 1144-nucleotide messenger RNA. RefSeq names its product vasopressin V2 receptor-like. Gene Ontology annotation, biological process: regulation of systemic arterial blood pressure by vasopressin; cellular response to hormone stimulus; positive regulation of vasoconstriction. Gene Ontology annotation, cellular component: plasma membrane. Lineage: Eukaryota; Metazoa; Chordata; Actinopteri; Salmoniformes; Salmonidae. The transcript is spliced from 2 exons. Gene Ontology annotation, molecular function: vasopressin receptor activity; peptide binding. The record is from RefSeq and is a predicted model, not a curated record. The coding region runs from base 1 to 1071 and encodes 356 amino acids.
AUGACUUUCUUUAGUCCAAAUAUUAGUAAUAGAAGUUUGGAAGCGGAAUUAGCCGAGAAUUUGUCCCGGGAUGAGCGCUUGGCUCGAGUUGAAAUAGCCCUUUUAAGCAUAAUAUUUUUCAGUGGAGCAAUCUUAAAUUUUGGACUGCUAUUUGUGCUGUGGAAGAGGAGGAAGCAGCUGUCGAGGAUGCGCGUCUUUGUUUUUCACCUUUGCCUGGCAGACCUUGUUGUCACAUUUUUCCAAGUUUGUCCGCAGCUGAUGUGGGAUGUAACGGACAGAUUCUUCGGUCCUGACGUUUUGUGCCGCCUGGUGAAAUACCUGCAGGUCGUUGGCAUGUUUGCCUCCACUUACAUGAUUGUAGUGAUGACCAUUGAUCGCUAUCAAGCAAUCUGUAACCCAAUGGUUACUUUCCAGAGGCGGAGAGCGCGCUGGAACGUGCCUGUGUGCGUUGCUUGGUCUGUAUCCCUCAUCGGGAGUCUCCCUCAAGUGUUCAUCUUCUCCCGAGUUGAAAUCGCGCCUGGUGUCUAUGACUGCUGGGCUGACUUCAUCAAACCGUGGGGGCUAAAAGCUUACGUGACCUGGACCACUCUAGUGAUAUUUGUCUUGCCCAUCUUAACUGUUAUCGUGUGCCAGGUGCGUAUUUGCCGAGCUGUUCAAAUCAACUUUCACAUGAAAACUCAACAAGUAUCGACAUUUCUCGCCAAACCGCUGCCCUCCAGGGCAAGUAGCGUUGCUGGGGUGUCCAAAGCCAGGAUCAAGACCGUGAAGAUGACUUUGGUCAUUGUCCUUGCCUACAUUAUCUGUUGGACUCCUUUCUUCACUGUCCAGCUGUGGUCCGUCUGGGAUGUCCAAGCACCCACUGAGACUGCAACUUUCACCAUCCUGAUGCUCCUGGCGAGUCUGAACAGCUGUGCAAACCCCUGCAUCUACCUGCUCUUCAGUGGGAAGUGCCCCAAGAUACGUGUGGCUUUAGUGUGUGUUAGCCAGUCGGACAUGAAUGACUCCAUACAAGAGGACGCCACUGUGGUUAGCUCGCGGUACAGUUCCAAGAGCCUGUCUAUCUCCAGAUGAAACAAGUUGACAGGAGCUCAGUCUGGCUCAGGGGUGGGCAACUACAGCCCUCGGGGGCCUGAUUGUUGUCACA